Molecule: messenger RNA, 934 nt
Organism: Corylus avellana
Lineage: Eukaryota; Viridiplantae; Streptophyta; Magnoliopsida; Fagales; Betulaceae
Source: RefSeq, a predicted model, not a curated record
CAGCCUUCUGGAGUCCUUGCUGAACACAACAUGAAUGAUCUGCUUUUGCAUUCUCCCAGUCAAGUUGGUUCCAAAGCAGACAGAGCAUUACUAGGUUCAAAUGUUAGAAGUCCAAGAAAUCAACAUUCUAGAAGCUUGGCAGCUGCAUCAGAUCAAGGCAUUUCUAACAAAUCAUCUUGUGGAAAUCCAUGCACAUCUGUUAGCUCCCCUACUGUUUGCAAGAAGAAGCAUGAAAGUCAUUCAGUAGCAGUUACAUGUGUACAGUCUGCUUCUUCAUCAGCUCCUGUGGCAACUACAGUUGAUAAUGCUCGGAAUGAUGCUGUUAUGGAAACUUUUAGCAUAUUUGGCGGAACUCCAUUUAAAAGAAGUAUUGAAUCCCCUUCAGCAUGGAAAUCCCCUUGGUUCAUCAACUCUUUUCUGCCUGGUCCAAGGAUUGAUACUGACAUAACAAUUGAGGAUAUGGGGUAUUUUAUGAGCCCAGGAGAUAAAAGCUUGGAUGCCAUUGGGUUGAUGAAACAGAUAAGUGAGCACAGUGCGGCUGCAUACGCCAAUGCCCAGGAGGUUUUGGGAAAUGAAACUCCAAAAACAUUACUAAAGGAAAAAUGCACCAACCAUGGAAAUCUGGACCAAGAAAACAAUCAUGUACCACAUAACCAUACUGGGAGCCGUUCCCAUUUGGCUCCAAAUGUUCUGACAGAGCGUCGCAUCCUUGACUUCAGUGAAUGUGGAACACCUAGGAAGGGAGCAGAAAAUGUGAAAUCCUCGAACGGUAUAAGCUUGUCAAGUCCGUCUUCCUAUCUGUUAAAGGAAUGCAGAUAGCUAUGGCUAAAAGCCUUUCACUGUCAUUAUUUGAAGUCGAUAUAUACAUAUUGUUCUUCCUCUUUCACUGUUGCACAUUUUGAUUUUGAUUAAUUGAUAGAAGGUUCAAGUUCAA